CUGGGCGAGAGACCCAGUGCCCUGAUACAGAUCCAGGCUCAGCUGCUCCAGGCUCAGCUUCUCCUGCAAGAAGUGGCCCAGGUACCUCUGCAGGAGGUACCGACAGGCCCUCUUCUUGAUAGACUCUGAAAAUGGCCAAGGCAUGUUGAAUGGAGACAGACUAUAAUCCCGUGGAGCUGAGCAGUAUGUCUGGGUUUGAAGAAGGCUCCGAGCUCAAUGGGUUUGAAGGAACGGACAUGAAGGACAUGCGGCUAGAGGCUGAAGCAGUUGUAAACGACGUUCUCUUCGCUGUCAACAACAUGUUUGUCUCACAAAGCCUUCGCUGUGCAGAUGAUGUGGCUUACAUCAACGUGGAGACAAAGGAGAGAGACAGAUACUGCCUGGAGCUCACGGAAGCAGGGCUCAGGGUGGUGGGCUAUGCUUUUGACCAGGUGGAGGAUCAUUUGCAGACCCCUUACCACGAGACAGUCUACUCCUUGUUGGAUACGCUCAGCCCGGCCUACCGGGAAGCAUUUGGAAAUGCACUGCUUCAGAGACUGGAAGCUUUGAAAAGAGAUGAGCAGUCAUGACUCAUUUUCUUUAUAGUGGGGCUACUGCUGGUGUAGAAUGCGAACAUAAGACUUGACACCCUUGCAUAUAAUCAUUGUAGAAAGUGCAUCGUCAGCUUUAUAUGUUUAUCAUCCCUUCACAUGUAGGCUUUUGACUCUGAACAUAAUUGACUCAAAAUUGUCUCAGUUCCAGAUUCAUUUAAGGGAAUUUCAAGGCCAUUACUCUAACACUCAUUACAUUCUGAUUUCUCCACACAGCCACUCUACAUUUCAAUACCUAAUCAACAUUUCAUUCUCUUAUCACAGGGCUUCAAUGCUGCCAGCACUCUCUUUUACAUAGAAAAUCCUAGAUUUGCACAGUGAUAUAGAAACUAGAAUCACCUAACUUCAGACCUGCAUUUCAGCCUGCUAAAUCAGGGGUUUACUACUAGCUUGGACUGACUUAGCAGUGGUUACUUUGUUACUGGCCUUAUUGGAAACAAACAACUAGUUUCCCCUGCACAAAUUUGGAAUUCACUGUUCCUCUUAACCUACUUACAUUACCAAAUGGACUGAUGAAAAUGAAAUUGCUUCUAUGUUACUUAACCUAGGAUGAAAUGAAAGGCAGGGACAGAAAUAGUUCUCGAUUCCUCAACAGCCAGCCAACCUAGAGAGGACAGACCGCUAGCAAAUGAAUGUAACAAUGACUCAUUUCCAAGAUAUCUAAGCACAUGAGCAGAUAGAGGAACAGGCCCCACCGCAUCCUCAGCGUGUAUCAUUUCAAAGGAAGAAGAUCCUGGUUUCCUAGGAAACGAUAUUUUGGCCUGUGUUGAUUCUUAUUCUGAAUGUUUGUUUACAAUGUACAGUAUAUAUAUAUACACAUAUAUAUAUUCAGAAAGUAUUUUUGCUUCAACGCUCACUUUCUAUAAAGUAGCGCUUUGGUAUUCCUGCCGCAUCCCUUCUUCCCCUGCAGUCAGACAGUGUUCUGUCUCAUUGCCAUGUGUACAGUGUAAUAUGAGUGCAUUGUAUGGUUUGAAACCAAAGGACGAAUGAAGCGUUCAGAAACUUGAUAUUUAAAAAAGAGAUGCUCUGUAUUUUAUAUUUUAUUACAGUCCCUGGUGUUUAUAAACUUAAUAAAACACUCUAUGCUGCUGCAUGUUUUCCAGGACGUGACGAGCAGGAAGGACCUGGGUAUUGUUUUUUAAUUGUCACCCAAAGCAGCUGCUUGCUUCAGAAAUGUGUAACAGCCCUCUGCAUCUGGGUGCACCUUUCAUACAUUUGUCAUCACAGAUGUUUUUGUCAUUGGUUUUCAAGUGGGCGUUUUUAGCUUCUGAAGAUCACAUGAGGGAUGAUGGGUAGAGCGAGCACUUGGCUAUCAUAGGUAAGCACUGGGCUCAAUCCUGAAGAUUAAAACAAUUUUAAAAACUCAAAAUGAUCAUGUGGCCCAGGACAAUUAGGCUCCUUCUGCAUUGCUGACACCAGCAGAGAUCACCGGGGGCUUGAACCUGGCUUUAUGAUGCGCUCAUGCUGGCAUGAUGUUUGGGAAACAAAGCCGAACUUCGGGCUGAAAUUUUUCAUGCUUAAUCUCAGGCUACUAUAAGAAAAUGAUGUUUGUAGAGUUUGAAUAAAAUUGUUUAUCUGCUUUUGAGUUGAAUAUAAAGUGAUCGUGUGUUUAAA
Messenger RNA from Phodopus roborovskii (desert hamster), 2204 nucleotides. It is a transcript of the gene Gskip, whose product is annotated as GSK3B interacting protein. Gene Ontology annotation, molecular function: protein kinase A binding; kinase regulator activity. Gene Ontology annotation, biological process: regulation of canonical Wnt signaling pathway. Gene Ontology annotation, cellular component: cytoplasm. Lineage: Eukaryota; Metazoa; Chordata; Mammalia; Rodentia; Cricetidae. The coding region runs from base 150 to 569 and encodes 139 amino acids. The record is from RefSeq and is a predicted model, not a curated record. The transcript has 3 exons.